Messenger RNA from Rotaria socialis, 2517 nucleotides. Lineage: Eukaryota; Metazoa; Rotifera; Eurotatoria; Philodinida; Philodinidae. The record is from the annotation of a GenBank genome assembly.
AUGGUCGAAUUGCUUACAUCAAAAUUAUAUAUGAAAAAAAUUCCAAUUGUUAUUGCCAGUGUAUUUGCACCUGCUCAACUAUCGGAAAGAUGUUCUUUUUUUAAAGACAUACGAGUCUAUAUCCCGUCAACUAAAUGGCUUAUUGUAGGUGGCGAUUUUAAUUGCGUACCCGAUAAUAUCCAAGAUAGAUUGCAACAUGGGAUUUUAACUGAUAAUCAAUCUUACCCAUUGUUACUACAAAAUAUGAUUAAUCCACUUCUUCUCGAUGAAAUAUUUCGUUCAAAACAUCCACUCGAAUUGAUCUAUUUUUCGGAUCUAAAAUUAUCAAAAAAAAAUACAACCGAAAUUUAUUAUUUACCCGUUGGUUUAUCUGAUCAUGAUUCGAUUGUUCUUAAAUUAAAUAUUCCAUCAAACAAUGAUAAAGAAUUUCAUCGAUGGAUAUGUAAUUCAAUGAUGAUAACAAGAAAUACAUUUACGGAACAAUUUCAAUUAAUCUGGAAUUAUAAUGAUGAAUGUCGAUAUGAAUUACGACAAUUACAAUGCGAAUAUCGAUUUCGUGCAACAAAUCCAACCGAAAAUGAUAUGAUCCAAUUAGAUAUUAUCCGUAAAGAAAUUUAUAAAAUUUUAGAAGAAAAAAUUUCUAAUAACGUACUCGAUCAACAAGAACAAGACGUAACAUCACUUAGUAUUUUGGCGAAGGCACGAAUUCCUCACGCAAAAUCAAAUAAAUCUAGAAUUAUCUUUCUUGAUCAUCCAGUGAAAGGUCGUGUCGAUUCCAACAUAGAUAUGAUUGAGACAGCAACAAACUUCUACGAACAAUUGUACGAUACCAAUCCAAUUGAUAGAAGUUGUUGGAACGAAUUAUUUGAUGAUAUUCCAUCCUUAAACAAAAUUGAUAGUGAUAAACUUGAAUGUGAUAUUACACUUACAGAAUGUAAUGAGGCUUUAAAGUCUAUGGCAAUGGGUCGAUCUCCUGGUACAGAUGGUAUUACAGUUGAGGUAUGGAAAAAUAUUUUUCCUAUAAUUGGUGAAUAUUAUGUUCGCAUGAUAAACACUGCUAAAUUAAAAGGACAUUUUCACGAAGGCUUUUUAAAUGCUCUAAGUACAUUACUGAAAAAGGAUGACAAUAACAAUGGAUCAUUGAAGAAUUACAGGCCAUUGUCAUUAAUGAAUAUUGACUAUAAAAUUCUAUCAAAAGUAUUAAGUAUACGAUUACGUAAAGUACUAGAUCAGAUUAUUCAUCUUGAUCAAUCAUAUGGAAUACCAGGUAGAACAAUCCAUGAUAAUGCACAUAUUAUUAGAUCAAUUAUCGAAUACUAUUCAAGACAUCGAGAUCCUAUUGCUAUUAUACAUUGGGACCAGGAAAAAGCCUUUGAUCGAAUAAAUCAUGUUUAUCUUUUAGAAACAUUGAAACGUUUAGGCUUUGGUUCUAAUUUUAUAAAUUGGAUCAAAUCAGGUAUACGACAAGGUUGUCCAUUAUCGGGUGGUUUGUUUGUGUUAUGCAUCGAACCAUUACUGCAUAAUAUAAGACGAAAUGCUCGUAUACCAGGUGUUCUACCUCCGGGUAGUCAAUUUCCAUCGGUCGUAAGAUCUAUUCUUAAUAAAGAUAAUGUGAAUGUUAAUAUUAAAUUAUCAGCUUACGCAGAUGAUGUUUGUACCAUUGCAUUUAAUGUAAAUGAUGAACGUGAAACUCAAGCCAUGUUUGAAUUAUAUAAUAAUGCAUCCGGUGGUAAAACUAAUAAAGAUAAAACAAUAAUAUUUUGGAUUAGUGAUUGGCUCGAUCCACCAAAUUUUAAAUCUAAAAUAGAACGUGAAUAUUGCAACUUCUUAGGUGUUCCAAUUGAUACGAAAGGUAAAAUGCCAAGCAUUGAAUUAGAUAAAAUGAUUUUAAACGUAAAGCAGCAGAUGGGAAUGUGGGCGACAAUAAAAUUAUCAUUAUUUGAACGUGCCACAGUAUUGAAAUCGUUUAUAUUAAGCCGACUUGUGUAUUGUUUUUCAUUAAUGCCAUUGCCAAAGAAAACAAUUGAAAAUCUACAAAAAGAUAUUAAUAAAUUUUUUUGGAACAACAAACAUCAAUCAAUCAAUUUUUAUACUUGCGUUGGUAAGAAAGGUAAUGGUGGUUUUGCUUUGUUACAUUUAAACUCAAUGAUUGCUUCUUAUCGUAUUAAAUGUGGUUUAAAAAUAAUUAGUACAACACCUAAAAUAUGGAAAUUUUAUGCAUAUCAACAUGUAGGUAUUCAGUUACGUACUUAUGCACCGUGGAUUUGGACAAAUUUAACACCACAUUUUAAUGAUGAAACGAAUUUCUUCGGUGAUGUUGCUUGCCGUACUGUUCAUUGGAUUAAGCAAGGUGGUAAAUUAUCAACUGAUGAUAGUGAACCGUCUGCUUAUUGGCAAUUAAUAAAUCGUUGUGUAUUUCGUCCACCAAUAUAUUGUCAACGUGUUCCACAUCUAAAAAGUAAUUCUGCUUUUUUUGAAAUUAUUCAUAAGAGCAAAUUACCAACAACAGUAACAUAA